Messenger RNA from Neltuma alba, 747 nucleotides. RefSeq lists its product as uncharacterized. The record is from RefSeq and is a predicted model, not a curated record. The coding region runs from base 1 to 747 and encodes 248 amino acids. Lineage: Eukaryota; Viridiplantae; Streptophyta; Magnoliopsida; Fabales; Fabaceae. The transcript has 6 exons.
AUGGUGAUAAAUCCUAAAUCUUUGAAUGCGAUUACAUUGAGAAGUGGUCAGGAAAUUGGUACUAAGAAAAUGCAAUUCAAAGAAGAUGAAGAUGAUGAAGAACCGAUUGAUGAAGAGAUAGAAGUUGAGUCUCCUCCUUCUAAAACCGCCCAAUACAUUCCCAAGGCUACUCAAGAGACCUCCAUUCAAUCUAAAGGGCCAAUAGAAAAAGGAUCACCUUCUAAGAGCGAUGAGAUGCCUAAGUGUGCUAAGUUUCUGAAAGACCUAUAUACAAACAAGAGGAAAUAUAGGCAUAGUGAGAGAAUCCAACUAGGGUCUAGUGUUAGUGCUAUCUUCAAGCCACAGCUACCUAUUAAGUGUAAAGACUGGGGUUCCUACACUAUUCCCUGUAUUCAUGCCUUAAAAGAUGCCAGUGUUAUGCUAGGUCUAGCUGAUAGGACUGUGAGACAUCCUAAGGGCUUUCUUGAGGAUGUUCUUGUGAAGACCUUUUUUGGAAUAGCCCAAACCAUAAUUAAUGUAAAAGAUGGGGUCAUUACCAUGGGCUUUAGGGACCAACAGAUUACCUUCAACAUUUAUAAUGCUAUGAGUCAAGGUACUGAUGAUAAAGGAGCUACUAUGCAAGCUACAUUGGUAGCUUCUCCUUUGAGUGGUGCCGGAACAUUAGAAGAGGCUAGUUAUCCAAGAAUGGCACUGAGUUGGAAAGUGGAGGACAUACACAUCAUGAUAAGCUUAUAUCUCCUUUCCUAA